Messenger RNA from Dendroctonus ponderosae (mountain pine beetle), 858 nucleotides. RefSeq names its product nuclear hormone receptor family member nhr-111 (gene Hr83). Bases 1 to 858 code for a protein of 285 amino acids. NCBI's taxonomy places the organism in Eukaryota, Metazoa, Arthropoda, Insecta, Coleoptera, Curculionidae. The transcript is spliced from 5 exons. Gene Ontology annotation, molecular function: RNA polymerase II cis-regulatory region sequence-specific DNA binding; nuclear receptor activity; zinc ion binding. The record is from RefSeq and is a predicted model, not a curated record. Gene Ontology annotation, biological process: cell differentiation; regulation of transcription by RNA polymerase II; anatomical structure development.
AUGGCUUUAGUGAUGAGCGAGAUCUGGCGAUUCUCGUUGCAAGCCGAAGACUAUCUUUUGGUUAGCAAUGCCAAGACCAAGAGUAGAAACUUGCCCGCUCCUGUAGCGUGCAGAGUGUGCGGUGACCGUUCUUACGGCAAACACUAUGGCGUGUACUGCUGCGAUGGAUGUUCCUGCUUCUUUAAGCGCAGCGUGCGUAAGGGCGUGUUUUAUACGUGCAUUUCUGGCGAUGGUCAGUGCGUGGUGGACAAAGCCCGCAGGAACUGGUGCCCGUACUGCCGCUUGCAGCGCUGCUUCACCGUCCAGAUGAACGUUGCAGCCGUGCAAGAGGAGCGCGGCCCCCGCAAGCCCAAACUCUGCCCUUCAGAGCCGUUCCAGCCGCUCCAUGAAGUAGCGGCUCAUCUCUUUCUGCUGGCCAUCAAGCAGGCGCGUUCCAACUCAGGCUUCGGCCUUCUGAGCCGGCCGGCUCAGAACCAAGUCCUCGGCCAUCUCUGGGCCUGCUUGCUGUGCUUCAAGAUGGCCCACUAUGAGGGCGUUGCGGCGCUGCUGCCUCACAUCCAGAGCCUGGCCGAGCACUUUAAGAGCCUCCGGCUGGACCUGGCCGAGCAGGAGCUGUUGGAGAAUGUGCUGCUCUGUCGGAAGGACCUGGUGGCGGACCGGAAGCAGGCGCUGUUGGCGGCAGCGCUGCAACAACAAGCGGUGGAUGCGCUUUUGGUGAAGAAGGAUCAGCGACGGUGCGUCCGCAUCCUGCUGGCGCUUCCGUUGCUGUACAGCUACAGCGCUGAGCAUGUUUACCUGCAGCUGUUCCGGCCUGUGGUGGGGAAUGUGCCCAUGGAGUCCAUCAUAGCCACCAUAUAG